CCUCGUAGAUAAGGCCAAUACGAUUUUGGGGACCCAAAGCUUUCUUCCAUCCGUUAAUAUAACGGGCAGGUCGGCGAUACCAUCACUCCAAAAGCGAGUGACGCCCCCCACCAACCAGCCAUGUCCACCUCAGCAGCUCGCCGACUCCACCUUGCCCUCUGCCUCCUCAUCCUCUUCUUCGCCGCCGUCGACGCCACCGACCACAUCGUCGGCGCCAACCGCGGCUGGAAUCCCGGCAUGAACUACACCCUCUGGGCCAACAACCACACCUUCUACGUCGGCGACCUCAUCUCGUUUAGGUACCAGAAGAUGCAGUACAACGUGUACGAAGUGAACCAGACCGGGUACGACAACUGCACAACCGACGGAGCAGUGGGGAACUGGAGCAGCGGCAAGGACUUCAUUCCGCUGGACAAGGCCAAGAGGUACUACUUCAUUUGCCCGGCCGGCUGCUACAAUGGAAUGAAGGUUUCCGUGCUGGUUCACCAGCUUCAUACUCCGCCGCAGUCCGCCGCAGAGCACUCAUCGGAGCAUUCCGCCGCUGGGCCGGGGGGACAUCCGGCGGUUCUGGAGGUGGUUGUGGCCGUGUUCUCGUCAAUCUGGUUCGGAUCUGGGUGGAUGUAGCCGGGGGGGGGGGGGGGGGGGGAGGGAAAGUGGUUGCUUCUUCAGCCCUGUAGACACAGCCCUCAAUCAUUGAGAUGCAUUAAUUAUUAUCUGAGAAAAGAAAAGAAAAGAAAAGAAAAAAAACAAGCAAAUUUUCUUUUACCUUUUUAGCCUUAAUUCCACCUUUGCUUGGCUUUGUUUUGUUUUGUUUUGUUUGUGGGUUGUGGCAAUGUCUGUCCUUGGAGAGCUUGAUUUAUUGAUUGACGAAGGAUUAUUAAUUAAAUUGGUUUCCUUUUAUAAAUGUGUUAUUUAUUUUUAUAUAAUACCAUAAUAAUAAUUUA
Molecule: messenger RNA, 944 nt
Organism: Diospyros lotus (date-plum)
Lineage: Eukaryota; Viridiplantae; Streptophyta; Magnoliopsida; Ericales; Ebenaceae
Product: lamin-like protein
Exons: 2
Coding region: 121-624 (167 amino acids)
Cellular component (GO): plasma membrane
Molecular function (GO): electron transfer activity
Source: RefSeq, a predicted model, not a curated record